AUGUCUCAAGAGUCAGAAGCCUCUAAUUCUGAUGAGAAUAAACAUCAGAAGGGAAGGGAGAAGCUUUACAAGAGAAUGGUUCAAUGUUACUGUUGUAAUAUAUUUGACCACUUUGAUAAGGACUGUUGGUCAAACAAGGAAAGGAAGUCAGAAGAAGCAAACAUAGCCAGAGGAGAUUCGGAUGAUGAACCUAUGCUAUUGAUGGCUUAUGAAUCUGAUGAUGAUGAACUUGUGAGAUUGACAUUUUCUGAUUCUGAAGGAGACUUUGAAUAUAAGUCAGAAUCAGAAGAUGAGUCAGAAUAUGAAGGUUCUGAAGAUGAGUCAAAAUCUGAAGGUUCUAAAGAUGAGUCAAAAUCUGAAGGUUCUGAAGAAGAGUCAGAAUUUGAGGGUUCUGAAGCUGAAAUUGAGUCAGAAGGUGACUCUGAAGCUAAAGGAGAAGUUGCCUAUAAAGAGGAUUCUGCCUCUAAAGGUGAGUCGGAAUUAGAAAAUAAGUCUGAAGGUGACUCUGAAGAUGAAGAAGACUCUAAAGGAGAGUCUGACUCUGAAGGUGAAUCUGAUUCUGAUCCAGAUUAUAAUGAUGAUCCAGAAUCUGGAGAUGAGUCAGAGCCUGGAAAUGAUUCUUCGAGUGAGUCAGAAUCAGAAGGCGAGAUUGAUUCUAAGGAAGAAUCUGAUUCUAGUCUAGAUUCUAAUAGUGAUUUAGAUUGUGGUGGUAGUCUAGAUUAUGAGAAUAUUCUAGAUUUUGAAGGUGGUCAUGCUUCUGAAGUUGGUACUUUUGGAGUUCCAGCAUCUGAUAAUGUUCCAGAAUCAGAAGGUUCUAAACAAGUUUAG
Messenger RNA from Lathyrus oleraceus (garden pea), 828 nucleotides. RefSeq lists its product as uncharacterized. NCBI's taxonomy places the organism in Eukaryota, Viridiplantae, Streptophyta, Magnoliopsida, Fabales, Fabaceae. The transcript has 2 exons. The record is from RefSeq and is a predicted model, not a curated record. The coding region runs from base 1 to 828 and encodes 275 amino acids.